ACUGAGUGUGGCAGCGCACGUACAUCGCUCUGAAACAGUUUUUUUUUUAAAUUUCCAUUCCAAUAUUUUAUGACUUGUACAUUUGUGUACAUAGAUCAUUUCAUUUUUUUUAUAACAACACAACAAGAAGAUGGAACUUAAUUCUCUUUUAAUUCUGCUGGAGGCUGCAGAGUACUUGGAAAGAAGAGACAGAGAAGCAGAACACGGUUAUGCGUCUGUUUUACCGUACAGCAGCGACUUUUCCAGUAAGAAAACGAAAGCCUCGACAAUUUCCAGAAAAGCUCAGAACAAUAGAUCGUCGCACAACGAGCUGGAGAAGCACAGACGUGCCAAACUACGGCUGUACUUGGAGCAGUUGAAGAAGCUGGUGCCUUUGGGUCCAGACAGCACGAGACACACCACACUGAGUUUGCUGAAAAGGGCCAAGAUGCACAUCAAGAAGCUGGAGGAGCAGGACAGGAAGGCUUUAAACACGAAGGAGCAGCUGCAGAGAGAGCACCGCUACCUCAAACGCCGCCUGGAGCAGCUUUCUGUGUCCGGAUCUGUUGAGCGCAUCCGCACCGACAGCAUGGGCUCCACCAUCUCCACCGACUCCGAGCAAGAGGUGGACAUCGAGGGGAUGGAGUUCACUCCUGGCGAGGCGGACAGCGUGGGCAGCAUCAGCGACGGCGAGGAGGAGGACCACUACAGCCUCCAGAGCAGCUCCAGUGACACCAGCUACACAGCCACACAUUCCCACAGACUGCAGCCGCACCACUGUUAGACACCGCUCGCUCAUCAAGCUCCCAACCAGCUUCCUGGCCGAUGCUUUCCUCCCCUUGCCGACACCUUCCCCGAACCAUUUGCAAUCGCCAAUGCCGCCCGCGCCCUACAUCAGACCGGCCCACAAUGGCGAUACACCCUGAACCUCCUUUUCCUGGCCCCAGCUCUCCAGGAAGCACAUGGGGCUGAAAUGCCACUCAAGCCUUCCUGAACCCCCCUGACCACUGACCCUACCUCACCCUACUGUAUCCUGCCUGAACCUGCCCCUCCUCACCUGCCCUGCCCUCCCACUGCCCUCACAACCCCCUGCCUAGUGUUGCCGCAGGCUCAUAGAGAGCAGAGCAGUUUGUGGUUUUAAUGGGGACUUCUGUGGUGUGAUAGAUAGCUUUGACUUGUUAAUCAGGAUUCUGUAAAGUGUGUGUGUGUGUGUGUGUGUGUGUGUGUGUGUGUGUGUGUGUGUGUGUGUGUGUGUGUAUGUGUGUGUGUACAAGCUUCAUGUCAUCUCCAUAAGGCAAUAAUACACAGCUUUGCACCAAGUUUGUGGUGUAAAAGGUAAAGCACUUCUGCAAUAUUUGCAACAUUGAAAGUAUACAGUACAGUAUCUUCCCUUUACGCAAUAAGAUUUACAGGAGUAGCUAUUGCAGAUGUCCUGCACGUUCCUCAAAAACGUUUGACUGUUGAAAAUAACGACAGAGAUUAAAGGAAUACUUUGACAUUUUGGGAAACCUAUUUAUUUCACAGUCUUUAAACUAAGCUAAACCGACUGCUGGCUGUACCUUGAUAUUUAGCAAACAGACAUGAUGGUGUCGAAUAAGCUCUGUUCCCCAAAAUGUUCAACUAUUCAUUUAAUGCUUCCACUAUUUAGGUUUGUGUCAAUGUGCAGCGGUGCACCUGCAACUGCGUGGCCUAAAACAGGACUUUAUCAGUGGCUACUUCUGCACACAAAGUCACAACUUCAUUACCAAAUGUGGCCAAUUUUUUUUUGGUCAAAGACAAACUGAAAAAAGUUACAGAGCUGUAGCAGAGAAGAACAAAUGUAUAUAGAUGUACAGUUACUGUCCAAACCCUCAUGUCUUCCUCUGGUUGGGUUGCCUAACCACUACUCUCCACUACUGACCACUACACUAUACCACCCUACGGUGUGGAUGGACUACUAUGUCAAUUAAAAAAAGGAGUUGCCUCAUAACUAAAAACU
Perca flavescens (yellow perch) is the source of this 1957-nucleotide messenger RNA. RefSeq names its product MAX dimerization protein 4 (gene mxd4). Lineage: Eukaryota; Metazoa; Chordata; Actinopteri; Perciformes; Percidae. Gene Ontology annotation, molecular function: RNA polymerase II cis-regulatory region sequence-specific DNA binding; DNA-binding transcription factor activity, RNA polymerase II-specific; protein dimerization activity. Bases 131 to 763 code for a protein of 210 amino acids. The record is from RefSeq and is a predicted model, not a curated record. The transcript is spliced from 6 exons. Gene Ontology annotation, biological process: regulation of transcription by RNA polymerase II.